AUUGCCUCGCCGCACAACCACUUGCUCCAUCAUCCUUCUGGUACUCUCUAUCAGCAAAAGCGUUUACAUUGUCCGACGGGUCGAGACAGUGCUCUUUUUGUGUCCUUUUUUAAAUUCCAUUUGUCUUAGAAUCAGGAGCUGGAUCUCCCACUAAACCGCUAUUCGAUAAUUCCUGCUCGACCUUUUGAUACUCAGCUCUGGUAGCUCAUACUCAUUCACAAUGUUCAACCGCCAAACAACACCACCAAGUUCCUCCUUCAACUACAUCCCUGGCAGUGUCGGGUCAGAUGCUAGCUACUACUCGCGAGCCUCCUCGCCAGACGUCAGCGCUCUCAGUCUUACUCCCCCGCGCUCGCCCAUCCGGUGCCAUGGACCACUUCUCCUCCCCAAGGUCCGGAUGCAAGAUCAGAUUGCUGAGCCUACCUCUGGUCCCGUUAGACAUCGCAGGACGCCGUCUACCUCCAGCAGCAUUGGCUAUGGCUACAGCCCCUACUCGCGACCAACUUCAAUGGUCCGCCGUAGCUUGAGCCCCUUCAACCAGAAUGUGCACAGUGCUAUGGCUUCCCCUGCCUCUACUAUUGCUUCCUAUGAUAUGGGUCUUGCUACCCUCAACUCGCCCAUCAACUUCACACGACCAGGCGCUCGCCGCUCGUCUUCGUACAUGGGCUCGCACUCUCGUUCCAACUCUGCUGGCCGAGCUCGUCAUGACCGAUCUUCUUCGGCUGGAAGUGUCGACGAGAACGUCGUCAGCCGAUAUGGCUUCCCUACAUACCGUAAUUUGCCAAGCUACGUGACCGCCUCGGGCGUAUCUCACUCAAACUUGAGCCACGUCUCUUCCGUCUCGCCCCCAUACUCUACUGUCCAGGAGAUUCCCAACUACACCGCGGCCGCCACGCACGACUUUGGCGUUGUAGACUUUGAGCCAGCUCCCGCUGUUCAAUACCCUUCCUUUAAUGAGGUCAACUUCGACACCUUCCAGCCUAUUGCUGCCACUUCUUCUCUUUCCGAGUAUCUUUCCUCUCCCAACCCUUCCCCCGCCCUAGUCCGUCGUGUCACUAGCGCACCACGCGGUAUCAACAACCACUUCUGGUGGGACAUUCGCAACCUGCGAAGCUGGGAGGACUUCAAUAUCUCCACUAUCAAGUCCAUUCCUUCAGUACUGCCCCUCCUUGAGGUUCCUGUCCCGUCGUCCUACCUCCCGCAGCCUUGCCGCCAGAACCUCCAGCCAGAGAACGAGUCUGGUCUCCAUGACAUCUGCACAAACUACUACGCCAACAAGGUCAAUGCUGCACUCAAGGUCGCACAGGGAAACACACACAUGGUCAUGCGCGCUGUCAAGCCAAUCGCUGGAGCGCGCCAACAGCCCGAGUUCGUCUCUAGCUACCCCUCCGACUACGAGAAGACCAUCUUCGGCGACAGCCGUGGACGUGUCGUUGGACUUGUCAAGUGCUACGACCAGUGGAACACUGGCAUGCGUGGAGAGUCGCCGCCAAAGCAAGUCCUCUACCUCCAGGGCCUUGCGCACCUGCACCGCGUCAUGCGUGAGCACGGAUGCCGCUACGGCUUCAUCAUGACUGAGAUCGAGCUCCUGUGCGUUCGAUGCGGUGGUCCAUCUGACGCUGCGACCGUCGAUCCUACCAUUGUCAACGCGCAGACUGGCGUUCCCAUCUUCGGGUACCUUGAGACCAGCGCGCCUAUUCGCCUGUCUACACAAGGUGUGCACCCAGAGACUGGUGACAUCCAGCUCACUGCCCCCCUUGCAUUGUGGUACUUGCACAUGCUCGCCAAGGAGAACCCGUUCGAAGGCAUGGGAACAUGGCGCAUGGACGUCGGUGGACCCGCUGCCCUUACAAGGCAAAACUUCUUGGAGAAGGAUACUUGGAUUCCUAAGCCCCAACUGGGAGAGAAGCGCGAGGCGAAGAGGAUCCGGGGAUGGGUGUUCCCCGAAGAACCCUUGAGCAAGAGGGAGUGUGGAAAGGGACGGAGGACCAAGAGCGUAAGCAGUUGAGAAGUCUAAUAUGUA
Dothidotthia symphoricarpi CBS 119687 is the source of this 2023-nucleotide messenger RNA. RefSeq lists its product as uncharacterized. The transcript has 2 exons. Bases 221 to 2008 code for a protein of 595 amino acids. The record is from RefSeq and is a predicted model, not a curated record. Lineage: Eukaryota; Fungi; Ascomycota; Dothideomycetes; Pleosporales; Dothidotthiaceae.